Cornus florida is the source of this 1674-nucleotide messenger RNA. RefSeq lists its product as uncharacterized. NCBI's taxonomy places the organism in Eukaryota, Viridiplantae, Streptophyta, Magnoliopsida, Cornales, Cornaceae. The record is from RefSeq and is a predicted model, not a curated record. The coding region runs from base 1 to 1674 and encodes 557 amino acids. The transcript is spliced from 5 exons. Gene Ontology annotation, molecular function: zinc ion binding.
AUGAAGUUUGGUUCUGUAGCAGAAUUUAGAGAAGCAGUAAGGGAUGCAGCUAUAAAAGGCAAGUUUGACCUAUCAUUUGUGAAGAAUGAUGGAGAGAGAGUCACAGUGGUAUGCAAGGCUAAAUGUGGGUGGAGGAUUCAUGCCUCUGAAAAUGGUUUUGUGCAGACAGUUGAAAGUGAAUUUAAUGUUGAAGUGACAAAACAAAAGGUGGGUAGAGCAAAGAAGUUGGCUUUACUAAUGAUUCAAGGUGAUUAUUCAAAGCAAUUUGCAAGAACUAGGGACUACUGUGCCUUAAUCCUAGAAACAAAUCCCAGGAGUGUUGCUAAUGUUGUUCUAUUCCCUAGAGGCUAUGUGGAAAGGAUUCUUAGAGGGUUGUGUGCUGUUGGUAGGGAUGGCAACAAUGGCUUUUAUCCAAUUGCAAUUGGUUGUGUUGAGGCAGAAUGCAAGGACUCUUGGGAAUGGGUUUACUUGAGGUAUUUGAGCAUAAAUAUCCUGGAGCAGAUAUCACGUUCUGUAUUAAACACAUGUAUGAGAAUUUCAGGCAGAAUACUAAGAAACAUAUUCUGGAAUGCAUCCACAGCAUACACAGAAUCUGAUUUUGUGCUACAUAUGCAAGAGAUGAAGGAAGUUAACAAGGAUGCACAUGAUUGGUUAAUGAAGAUUCCCUUAAAGGUUUGGGUAAGGUCAGCAUAUACUACAAAGAGUAGGAAUAGCCUAUGUGUAAAUAACAUGUGUGAGUCAUUCAAUAGCUACAUUGGGAAGGCAAGGGACCAGCCUUUAAUUUACAUGUUUGAGAAGAUUAGAAAACAACUGAUGGUAAGGUAUCAAAGCAAUAGAGAGAUGAUGGAUAAGGUUAAUGGACUGUUGUGUCCAAAAAUUAAAGAGAAAUUGGAUAAAAUUUCUGAAGAUGUCAGAAGACUGCGUGUGAGUUAUGCAGGAAAUGACAAGUAUGAGGUGGAAAACAUGACAUGGAAUGAAGCUGGGGUUAGUGAUUAUGUGAAUCUUGCUACAAGAACUUGUUUAUGUAAGUAUUGGGAUAUAACUGUCAUACCUUGUAAACAUGCAGUGGCAGUAAUUUUGGAUAGGAGGUUUGAUCUAGAGCUGUUUGUUCACCCUUCUUACUAUAGAGAGACAUAUUUGAAGUCUUAUGGAUAUGUCAUAACUCCAGUGUCUUUAAGGAAUCUGGAAAGAGAAGUUGGUACUGUUCCAAUACUGCCACCACCUCAUAGGACUAGACCUGGAAGACCUAAAAAGAUCAGGAAAAGAGGUCCAGAUGAGAGUAAGUCAAAAGGUUCAGUGGUGAAGAGGUCAAAAAUGAGAUGCACUAAAUGUCUUGUCUUGGGUCAUAAUGUGGUGGUAGAGAUGAAACUGUUGCUGGUAGGAGAGAGGAAUUCUACUACAGAAGGUGGGAGGUCUGCUAACAGAGGUAGUGGUAGAAGUGGUGUGAGAGUUAACAGAGUUGCUACUAGGGGUGGUGGUGGUGUUCACAUAAGUGGUGCUGUUCACAUAGGUGGUGGUGUUCACAUAGGUGGUGGUGACAGACCUGCUAGAGGUGGUAGCAGUGGUGACACAGCUGCUAGAGCUAGUGGCAGUGGUGGCAUAGCUGGUAGAGGUAUUGGCAGUACUGCUAGAGGUGGUGACAGUGGUGGCAGAGCUGCUAGAGGUAGCUGGUAA